AUGUCUUCUCUAUCUGUGAACAGUGAACUUGUCUUCUACAUCAAUGGCAAAAAGAUCGUGGAGAAGAAUGCUGAUCCAGAAGAGAUGUUACUGGCUUACCUCAGAAGGAAAGUCGGUCUAACGGGCGCAAAAUAUGGCUGUGGUGGAGGGGGGUGUGGAGCCUGCACUGUGAUGGUGUCCAGAUAUGACCCUCUCCAGGACACCGUGCUUCACUGGUCGGUGAAUGCCUGUCUUCAGCCGAUUUGUUCUCUGCAUGGUGCGGCAGUGGUGACCGUAGAGGGCAUCGGAAGCACCAAGACAAAACUACAUCCAGUUCAGGAGCGUAUAGUAAAGGCUCAUGGGUCUCAGUGUGGCUUCUGUACUCCUGGGAUGGUGAUGUCCAUGUAUACAUUACUGAGAAACAACCCACAUCCCACCAUUGAGGACAUUCGAGAGACACUGGGAGGGAACCUGUGUCGUUGUACGGGAUAUCGACCAAUAAUCGAUGGAUUUAAAACAUUUUGUGAAACUCCAGUUUGCUGCCAAAAUGGUGGUGGCAAUGGAAAAUGUUGCAUGGAAAACGGCAACUCUCACAACGAAUCUGAUAUAUCUGGAGAACUUUUCAUCAUGGAUAAUGUCUUACCCCUGGACCCAACUCAAGAUCUGAUCUUUCCACCAGAGUUACUGAUUAUGGGAAAGAAAAAAGCAGAACGACAUUGUUUCCAGGGUGAAAAGGUCAGGUGGAUUUCACCAUCAGAUCUAAAAGAUUUAAUCAAGCUGAAAGCUGAACACUCUGACGCACCUCUGUUGGUUGGAAACACAACCAUAGGGCCAAAGAUGAAUCUGAACAAAACUGUCCAUCCAUUGGUGAUCUAUGGUGGAAGCAUUGCAGAACUUCAAGCUAUCAAAUGGAGAAAAAAUUGCAUAACUGUAGGGGCAGGAUGCAGUUUGUCUGUUUUGAAGGAUGUUCUUCAGCAAAGAAUUGAGGAUCUUGGACCAGAGAAGAGCAGGGUUUACCAGGCUCUCGUUCAGACACUGCAGUGUUUGGCCGGCAAACAGAUUCGUAACAUGGCUACCAUUGGUGGAAAUAUCCUGAGUGCCAACCCCAAGUAUGACCUGAGCAGCAUUUUAGCAGCAGCUGAGUGUACGCUACACAUUGCUUCAAAAGAUGGUGAUCGAGAGAUUUGUCUAAGUGAGGAGUUUUUCACAGACUUUGGAAAAACAGCUCUACGACCUGAGGAGAUUCUGCUGGCUAUUGACAUUCCUCAUUCAAAGCCGUGGGAGUUUGUGUCCGCAUUUCGCCAGGCACAGCGCAGAGAGUUCGCUUUCUCCAUAGUGAAUGCUGGUAUGAGAGUGGCAUUCAGACAUGAUUCAAAUGUGGUGGAGCAUCUGGAUAUUUUUUAUGGAGGCGUGGGUUGCACUCUGGUAAAAGCCAGACACACCUGUAAGGAACUGAUUGGAAGAAAAUGGGAUGAGAAACUUCUGGCAGAGGGAACACAGCUCUUAGAAGAAGAAAUCUCGGUACCCGCUACUGUCCCUGGUGGACGGGAAGAAUAUCGCAAAGCUCUAGUGCUCAGUUUCUUUUUCAAGUUUUACAUGCAAGUGUUGCUGGAGCUUCAACAAAGGGAGGUUGGCGUGAAUGAUCUCCCAUUAGAGUAUCUCAGCGCAUUAAAACCCUUCAAAAAUGAAGUGCCGCAAGGAAAUUACUCUUACCAACUUGUACCAGAGACUCAGUCCUCUAGUGACCCAGUAGGACGUCCCAACGUACACCUGGCAGCGCUCCAGCAGGCUACAGGAGAAGCUGUGUAUUAUGAUGACAUCCCAUCUGUUAAAGGAGAACUGUUUGUUUCCAUGGUAACCAGCACCCGGGCUCAUGCAAAGAUCAUCUCUAUAGAUGCAUCAGUGGCUCUAGCUAUGCCUGGAGUGGUUGACUUCAUCUCUGCUAAGGAUGUUCCUGGGCAGAAUCGAAGACUCUGGUUCAACAAUCCUGAGGAACUUUUUGCAGAAGAGGAGGUCAUUUGUGUGGGGCAGAUUAUUGGUGCGAUUGUAGCUGAGACUAGAGAACAAGCUAAACGAGCAGCUCAGCAAGUAGACAUUACUUACCAGGAUAUGCAACCUGUCUUUUUCACAAUUGAGGAGGCUAUUGAACACGAGUCAUUUUUUGACCCCAAGAGAAAGCUGGAAAGAGGAAAUGUGGAAGAAGGUUUUGCAAAGGCAGACCAAAUUCUAGAGGGUGAGAUGUAUAUGGGUGGCCAGGAACACUUCUACAUGGAAACUCAGGGAGUGAUUGCAAUUCCUACAGGAGAAGCAAGUGAAAUUGAGCUAUAUGUUGCCAGUCAGCAUGCAGCUUACACUCAGGAAGUGGUGGGAAUCACUCUCGGCAUUGACUCCAACAAGAUCACGUGUCAUGUAAAGAGGCUGGGAGGUGGUUUUGGUGGUAAAGUCAUGAAGAUUGCAUCAUUAUCUGCUAUCGCUGCUACGGCUGCCAUAAAGACUGGCCAUGCUGUGCGAUGUGUACUAGAACGUGGAGAUGACAUGCUCAUCACCAGUGGAAGAUCUCCUUUCUUGGGGAGGUACAAGAUUGGCUAUAUGAAUGACGGAACAAUCCUGGCUGCUGAUAUCACAUACUACAGUAAUGGAGGAUGCACUCUUGAUGAAUCCUCUUUUAUUAUGGAGAAAGCUCUUCUUCACAUGGAUAAUGGCUACAAGAUCCCUAAUCUACGUGGACGUGGACUGGUGUGCAAGACCUUCUUACCUUCAUACACAGCCUUCCGUGGAUUUGGUGGACCUCAAGGGUUGACCAUUAUUGAGAGUGUGCUACAUGAGGUGGCGGUCAAGUGUGGCCUACCUGCACAUCAGGUAAGAGACAUCAAUUUGUACAAGGAGGAGAAAUGCUUUACCCACCACAAGCAGCUGUUUUCCCCUCAUGAUAUGGUGCGCUGCUGGAACGAGUGUCUAGAGAAGUCCAACUACACCCAACGAUGCCAGUACAUCGAGCAGUUUAACGGCCACAACCAUUGGAAGAAGCGAGGGAUUUCCAUUGUCCCUAUAAAGUUUGGAAUCGGAUUCUCGAAGGGCUUCUAUAACCAGGGAGCAGCAUUGGUGAACGUCUACAAAGAUGGAUCAGUUGUGAUUUCUCAUGGAGGAACUGAGAUGGGUCAAGGUAUCAACACCAAAGCCAUACAGAUUGCAAGCCGCAUUCUGAAGGUUUCAAUGUCCUCGAUCCACAUCAAAGAGACUUGUACUGGAAAUGUGCCCAAUGCUGCACCAUCCGCGGCAUCUUUCGGCACAGAUGCUGUUGGGAUGGCGGUCAAGAAUGGUUGUGAGAAACUAAUGAGACGUCUAGAGCCACUCAUUAAGAAACAUCCCCAAUACACAUGGCAACAACUGGUGGUGGAAGCUUACUGCCAGAAGAUUAGUUUGUCAGCAACUGGUUUCUUUAUGGGCCCCCACACCAGCGUUGACUGGGAGAAGAGUGAGGGCAAUGCGUACUAUUACUUUACUUUUGGGGCCUGUUGCUCAGAGGUGGAAAUUGAUUGCUUGACAGGAGAUCACAAGAACAUUAGGACUGACAUUGUGAUGGAUGUUGGUCGGAGCAUAAAUCCUGCUUUGGACGUCGGACAGGUUGAGGGUGGUUUUGUCCAGGGCAUUGGACUCUAUACUAUAGAGGAGUUGCAGUUUUCUCCGCAGGGUGUUUUGUUGACCAGAGGACCCUCGCAGUACAAAAUUCCAGCUCUGUGUGACGUCCCUCCUCAAAUUAAUGUCCAUCUCCUGAGAAAUGCUGACAAUCCUCAUGCCAUCUACUCCUCAAAGGGCAUUGGAGAACCCCCAGUAUUUUUUGGCUGUACUUUAUUCUUCGCCAUUAAAGAAGCGAUUGCCGCCGCACGGAAAGAGAGAGGCCUGAGCGAAAGUUUCUCUUUCUCUUCUCCUGCCACUGCAGAGAAGAUACGCAUGGCCUGUGAAGACUGCUUCACCAGAAUGAUUCCACAAGACAAGAAAGUAAAAACCAAACCGUGGGCCAUCAACGUGUGA
Molecule: messenger RNA, 4011 nt
Organism: Danio rerio (zebrafish)
Lineage: Eukaryota; Metazoa; Chordata; Actinopteri; Cypriniformes; Danionidae
Gene: aox5
Product: aldehyde oxidase 5
Cellular component (GO): peroxisome
Molecular function (GO): xanthine dehydrogenase activity; flavin adenine dinucleotide binding; oxidoreductase activity
Source: RefSeq, marked provisional